AUGCUAAUUGGGAGAGUUGGUGCUGUUCAGAUGGACAUGACAACCGACUCGUUCUCGGCUGACAGCUCCCGCACGGCCAUGCGUCCAGGCAUCGCCAUGGGCGCGGCAUUCUACGAGUUCCUGGCUUGCAAGAAGAUGGGAAAGGAGAAGCUGCGUAUGCACUUCGGCAACUUGGCGAGGAUCUUGUGGCAGAUUGACCACGGGUCUGAGUAUGGAUUCGACAAGAAGUUCCUGCCAUGCUUCCUGGCAGGCACACCAACGUCCGGCACCUCUCCCCACUCCGAUCCCCUCGGUCAAUCAGAGCAGAAGCCUAUCGCGAAGCGCAAUUUCAACGAGAUGGACGAGGAGGUCGAUCUUUCCGCGCCGAGCUUCCAUGGACGACCCUAA
This is a messenger RNA of Anthostomella pinea, 387 nucleotides long. The record is from the annotation of a GenBank genome assembly. Lineage: Eukaryota; Fungi; Ascomycota; Sordariomycetes; Xylariales; Xylariaceae.